Messenger RNA from Ilyonectria robusta, 1362 nucleotides. RefSeq lists its product as uncharacterized. The transcript has 2 exons. Gene Ontology annotation, cellular component: mitochondrial matrix. Bases 1 to 1362 code for a protein of 453 amino acids. The record is from RefSeq and is a predicted model, not a curated record. Gene Ontology annotation, molecular function: L-glutamate N-acetyltransferase activity, acting on acetyl-CoA as donor; L-glutamate N-acetyltransferase activity, acting on acetyl-L-ornithine as donor. NCBI's taxonomy places the organism in Eukaryota, Fungi, Ascomycota, Sordariomycetes, Hypocreales, Nectriaceae. Gene Ontology annotation, biological process: L-arginine biosynthetic process; L-ornithine biosynthetic process.
AUGAUUGCAGCAAGGAAGUUCGCGCGAGCCUACUCGUCGGCCACGACCCUCGGAGGCGUCGCCAUCCCGGCCAAGAAGGUCAAGUACGUGCCCACCAGCGGCAAGUACCCCCAGGGCUUCGUCGCCUCCGGUAUCUUCGUCGGCGUCAAGCCGGGCAACACCAGCAAGCCGGACCUGGCCCUCGUGUCGUCCGACCGCCCCUGCGCCGCCGCAGGAGUCUUCACCAAGAACAAGUUCCAGGCCGCGCCCGUCACCUUCAGCCGCAAGCUGCUCCAGCAGAAGGGCAAUGCCGGCCUGCGAAGCGUCAUCGUCAACUCGGGCAACGCAAACGCCGUCACCGGCACCGGAGGUCUCGAGGAUGCCACCAACAUGGCCCACACCACCGACCAACGGGUAGGUGCUGAGGACUCGACCAUCGUCAUGAGUACCGGCGUCAUUGGCCAGAGGCUGCCAAUCCAGAAGAUUGUCGACCACAUCCCCGUGGCGUGGCACCAGGCUGGUGACUCGCACAAGCACUGGCUCAACUGCGCCAAGGCCAUCUGCACCACCGACACUUUCCCCAAGCUCAUGUCCAGGUCCUUUGAGCUGCCUUCGUCACCUGGCGUCGAGUACCGCAUCGCUGGUAUGACCAAGGGGGCGGGCAUGAUUGCCCCUAACAUGGCGACCCUGCUCACCAUUUUGGCCACGGAUGCCCCCAUUGCCCCUGGUGUUAUGCCCAAGGUUCUUCGACACGCUGUUGAUCGCUCGUUCAACUCUAUCACCAUUGACGGUGACACCUCCACUAACGACACCGUUGCUCUCCUGGCCAACGGUGCUGCUGGUGGUAAGGAGGUCACUUCUGAGAAGUCCGCCGACUACGAGGCCUUCCAGGAUGUUCUCACUGAGUUCUCCGCCGACCUGGCCAAGUACGUCGUCCGCGACGGUGAGGGUGCCACCAAGUUUGUGACAAUCCGUGUCGUCGACAGCGCCUCUGAGGAAUCCGCCCGCCAAGUUGCCCGAACCAUUGCCGUCUCUCCUCUCGUCAAGACUGCCCUGUACGGUAAGGACGCUAACUGGGGCCGUGUUCUCUGCGCUGCUGGCUAUGCCCUGAUCUCUCCCCCCGGCCAGGCCAUCAACGACGUCCCCGAGAUCGCCCCCGAGCAAACCAGCGUUUCAUUCAUUCCCGCCGACGGCUCCGCUGAGCUGAAGCUGCUGGUGAACGGUGAACCGGAGCAGGUCAACGAGGAGCGUGCGAGCGAGAUCCUGCAAAUGGAGGACUUGGAGAUCCUGGUCCGAUUGGGCACUGGUGACAAGCAGGCCACACACUGGACCUGCGACUUUAGCCACGACUAUGUCACCAUUAACGGAGACUACCGAACUUAG